Messenger RNA from Branchiostoma belcheri (Belcher's lancelet), 601 nucleotides. RefSeq names its product low-density lipoprotein receptor-related protein 1B-like. The transcript is spliced from 5 exons. NCBI's taxonomy places the organism in Eukaryota, Metazoa, Chordata, Leptocardii, Amphioxiformes, Branchiostomatidae. Bases 6 to 563 code for a protein of 185 amino acids. Gene Ontology annotation, molecular function: protein binding. The record is from RefSeq and is a predicted model, not a curated record.
AAACCAUGAUCGUUAGAGCGCUGUUUGUGAUAACUACAGUGGUGGCCACACUGGCACGAUCAGAGGGUAGCGGUCUGAAUGACCUUCAGGAGUAUGAACAGUUAGAGUACGUCACUUCCUGUUACUACCCCGCCCACAUCCCCUGCACCAAUGGGGCGGGCUGUGUCUCCGGGCGGCAGAGGUGUGACGGCGUCUACAACUGUCCGGACGGCUCUGACGAGGAGAACUGCGUGGACUACUGGGCCAUGCAUCUUCGGAACGGACUGCCGGCUCCCCAGGCUGUCAUCCACCCUCCCAGCAAGGUCACGGUCGUCAAGAAACCCCGGCCAGCCCAGAGGGUGAUCACGUGUUACUGUAACAACCACGCUACUGAGUGUGCGGCUGAGGGAGUCUGCGCAAACUGUCAGCAUAACACGGAGGGCAUGCAGUGUCAGUACUGCCAGCAGGGGUACGUGGGUCUGGCUACCCGGGGCACCCCGAUGGACUGUCAGCCGGUCCAGUACGUACAGUUCAUCCCGCGGGGGCAUCCCAGGCGCCGCCUCAACAACUGGAUGUUCCAGUAGAACACAACAAAAAGAACGUAGAGAAAGAGAAUAAGACA